Molecule: messenger RNA, 3727 nt
Organism: Labrus bergylta (ballan wrasse)
Lineage: Eukaryota; Metazoa; Chordata; Actinopteri; Labriformes; Labridae
Source: RefSeq, a predicted model, not a curated record
AUGGGGCUGGCCCAGGUGGAUAUGGGGUGGGACCUGGAGGCUAUGGAGGCACUGGUGGAGCUGGGACCCUCGGUGUUGGAAGUUAUGGAGGAAGGGGUGGUGGUACUGGCAUUGGUCCUGGUGGCUUUGGUCCAGGUGGCUUUGGGCCUGGCAGUUCUGGUGUUGGUAGUUACGGACCAGGUGGAACAAGGCCAGGUGGUUAUGGACCCAGUACUGCAGGGACAGGACCAGGUGCUGUCGAAACAAGGCCAGGAGGUUUUGGACCAGGCGGUGUUGGCACAGGACCAGGCGGCUAUGGACCUGGUGGAGCUGGUGUCAUUCCAGGUGUUUAUAGUCUUGGAGGGGUAUGGAUCAUCGUCACUUGGGGGAGCUGGUUAUGGGCAAGGGGUUGGACCUGGUGGAACAAGUACUGGACUUGGCAGAUAUGGACCUGGGGGCAUUGGACCGGGAGGUGUCAUCACUGGGACUGGAGGCUUUGGACCAGGUAGUGCUGACACAGGUAGAGGAGGUGGGUUAGGACCAGGUGGUGCUGGCACAGGAACAGGAGGCUUUGGACCAGGUGGUGCUGGUACAGGAACAGGAGGCUUUGGACCAGGUGGUGCUGGUACAGGAACAGGAGGCUAUGGACCAGGUGGUGCAGGACUUGGAACAGGAGGCUUUGGACCAGGUGGUGCCGGCACAGGAACAGGAGGCUUUGGACCAGGUGGUGCUGGCACAGGAACAGGAGGCUAUGGACCAGGUGGUGCAGGACUUGGAACAGGAGGCUACGGUCCUGCAGGGCAAGGAUUUGGAAAAAGAAAACCAUAUAAAUCAGGUGGCAUAGGUACAGGAAGUGGCAGAUUUGGGCCCGGUGGAGUUGGACUAGGUGGGGGCAGCACAGGAACAGGAGGAGGCUUUGGACCAGCUGGAGCCGGCACAGGAACAGGAGGAGGUAUUAGACCAGGUGGUGCCGGCACAGGAACAGGAACAGGCUUUGGACCAGGUGGAGCCGGAACAGGAACAGGAGGAGGCUUUGGACCAGGUGGGGCCGGCAGAGGAACAGGAGGAGGCUUUGGACCAGGUGGAGCCGGCACAGGAACAGGAGGAGGCUUUGGACCAGGUGGAGCCGGCACAGGAACAGGAGGAGGCUUUGGACCAGGAACAGGCUUUGGACCAGGUGGAGCCGGCACAGGAACAGGAGGAGGCUUUGGACCAGGUGGAGCCGGCACAGGAACAGGAGGAGGCUUUGGACCAGGAACAGGCUUUGGACCAGGUGGAGCCGGCACAGGAACAGGAGGAGGCUUUGGACCAGGAACAGGCUUUGGACCAGGUGGAGCCGGCACAGGAACAGGAGGAGGCUUUGGACCAGGUGGAGCCGGCACAGGAACAGGAGGAGGCUUUGGACCAGUGGGCCAAGGAUUAGCAAAAAGGAAACCACCUAAAUCUGUUUAUGGAGGAGCUGGAUAUGGAUCAGGAAUAUUAGGAGGAGGUACAGGAGUUGGUCCUGGCAGAGGUGGAACUGGAGGCUAUGGCCCAGGAGGUGCUGGAACUGGCAGCUACGGCCCAGGAGGUGCUGGAACUGGAGGCUAUGGCCCAGGAGGUGCUGGAACUGGAGGCUAUGGACCAGGAGGUGCUGGAACUGGGCCCGGAGGCUAUGGACCUGGAGGUGCUGGAACUGGGCCUGGAGGCUAUGGACCAGGAGGUGCUGGAACUGGGCCCGGAGGCUAUGGACCAGGAGGUGCUGGAACUGGCAGCUACGGCCCAGGAGGUGCUGGAACUGGAGGCUAUGGACCAGGAGGUGCUGGAACUGGGCCCGGAGGCUAUGGACCAGGAGGUGCUGGAACUGGCAGCUACGGCCCAGGAGGUGCUGGAACUGGAGGCUAUGGACCAGGAGGUGCUGGAACUGGGCCUGGAGGCUAUGGACCAGGAGGUGCUGGAACUGGGCCUGGAGGAUAUGGACCUGGUGGCCAAGUAGCAGGAAGCAGGAAGCCUCCUAAGUCAGGCUAUGGAUCAUCAUUGGGCGGAACAGGCUUUGUACCAGGUGGUGCAGGUGGUGUGGUGCCCGGAGCAGGUACAGGAGGUAUCUCUGGAGGGGCAGGAAAUAUAGCAGGAGGAACAGGGGUUGCUGCAAGAACAGGCCAGGGAGUAGGAGGAGCAGGUGGCUUACCAGGGGGCGUUGUCCCUGGAUAUGGUGGGACGGGGGGAGGAACCUAUCCAGGAUAUGCCGGGGCUGGACAAAAAACAAAGGCACAGAAGGCAGCCAAAUACGCAGCCCUGCAAGCCUUUCUGGGAGCUGGAGGCCAAAGAGGCACCGGCUGUCAGGGUAAAUACUGUGGCCGAAGGAGGAAGUGAGAGGCCCCUACACAGGAAGUGACCUCAUUAAAACAACGGUGGUGCUAUUGCAAUUUCACAGACUGUAAAUGUCUUAACCUGCGAUCGAAGCUAAAGCUUCAACACAUUCCAGAUGUUACACUUUUGUUUUGUUAUUAUAUAAUGGUCUCUUUCAAAAAGAGCAUUGGUUCUCAACCUUUAAGGGUCUUUGUGAUUCCUCAAAAUCAGCUGAUUGGUUUUGUUGUAAGGUGUGUUAUGCAUGUUGUCCAUUUUAUCAUCUCCCAAGAGAGAUCACAAUUCACAGUAGGAUUGGAUCGGGACACGUUUGUAAUAAUUUUUCGCUCCCUCAAUCACCUUGUUACUCUUCCAAGGACCGGAUUAACCAGGCUGAGAACCAGUUAAAUGAAGGAUGACGCUUUCUUUUUAAUUUGUGAUACAGUGUGGUGUUCAUUUUAUAUAUUGAACAUCAUGUUUUGUUACACAUGUUCCUGUGCAAGUAUCCCCAUGAAUCCUCUGGGUGAACAUUGCUAACAAGGACACCCUCAGGGUAGCUCCUUCAGACCUGUCUGCAUGCUGACACAAGGUUUAAAAGUCUCCAAUGCCACACUUUUAUCCAGUGUGACUGGAUUUGAGGUCUGCAGAAGGAGAUAUACAUUUGAUUAAUUCACUGUUUUUAGCUCUUGCAUCAAUGUGCUAACACUUGAAUGUUAUAUUGUGUAACUGAUCUUAUCUAGACAAAGGACUGGCAACUUCUGUUUUGGUGGUAUUGUGAACAAAAGGGAGGAUUUUUUUCAUCGUGUGGUGUUUGGAUUGGUCAUGAUCUGAUCCUUGAAAAGAAUUAUAACUUUAGGCUUCAGAAGUAUGAAAGUUAAAGAUGUAGGUUCUCAGAUGUUAACACUUCAUUCAGAACACAAAGGCACUGUUUUAAAGCGUUAUAACACUAAUGUUUAUAAGUGUUAACUUUGCAUUUUUUCCCAUCAAAAUGGUGUAUUUUUUAUUAUGGUGUGGCUUAGACCUGACUUUUUGUUGUUGAGAGACACAAUUUAGCUAAAUGUGAGUUAUUAUGAUAAGAACAUUUUAAUGACAUCCGAAAAGCAUUGAUUACUGUUUUGUUUUACUUAUUUUAGCAUUGCUGGUAAAUUGUUCACUUUUGCAAGCCUUUUAAAUUAUGACAAAAAGCAGAAAAAGAUGAGUGCUAUCUGUUCAGAGUAAUUUCUUUCACAAUUUUAAGUGCAGUAAUACAGUAUUACAUAUUUGAGUCAUUUUGUGUGUUUUUACACUUUUGUAUUACAAUAAUGAAAGAUACAUGCUUUGUCCUUGAUGCUUGCUCAUUCACUUUGAGCUCACGUGUGCCUCUGUCAUGUACCUCAUCAGGUGUUUUUAACAGCUGUGUUCUUUACGUGGCUCAAGAAAAUGA